This is a messenger RNA of Zasmidium cellare ATCC 36951, 4125 nucleotides long. RefSeq lists its product as uncharacterized. The coding region runs from base 1 to 4125 and encodes 1374 amino acids. The record is from RefSeq and is a predicted model, not a curated record. Gene Ontology annotation, biological process: glutathione metabolic process. Gene Ontology annotation, molecular function: 5-oxoprolinase (ATP-hydrolyzing) activity. NCBI's taxonomy places the organism in Eukaryota, Fungi, Ascomycota, Dothideomycetes, Mycosphaerellales, Mycosphaerellaceae. Gene Ontology annotation, cellular component: cytosol. The transcript has 10 exons.
AUGGCGGGCAAACAUAACACUUAUCGGUUAGGUGUUGAUGUAGGAGGAACUUUCACUGAUGCCUGCGCCUUCUCUCCGAACGGCAAAAUCUACAGAGCCAAAGUUCCAUCCACGCCACACGACCAAUCCAUCGGUGUGAAGAACAGCAUAGACAAAGUCAGAGCGGUAAUCGAGGCAGAGGAGUCUUUCAAGGGCAAGUUUGGUGCUCUCCACCAUGGCAGCACAGUCGCAACGAACGCUCUCCUCGAAGGCAAGGGUGUCCCGGCCGCGCUCAUCGUCACCGAAGGCCACAAAGACGUUCUGGUGGCGCGAAGAUCGCAAAUACCUGGAGGACUCGCAUCAUGGAUAAACUGGGAACCUCCUGCGCCUCUCAUCCCACUGGAGAGAACACUUCAAUGUCCCGAGAGGAUUGGUGUUGAUGGCAAAGAGGUCAAGCCUGUUGACAAGGAGGCUCUCAAGAAGGAGCUUCUCACUGUCAAGGGCAAGGUGCAAGCAGUCACCGUUAGCUUGCUCAACUCGUGGGUAUCCGGCGAACACGAGAAGCAAGUUGGCGAGAUCGUCAAAGAAGUGCUCGGCGACGACGUGGAGGUCUCCCUCUCGCAUGACGUCCUUCCCGAACUUGGCGAGUACGAGAGGACUGUCACCGCUGCCGCCAACUCUGUCGUGAAGCCAGAAGUCAAGCGAUAUAUGCGAGGACUUGGAGACAAACUCGGCGAAGACACACCUACAAUCCGCAUCCUGAAGAGUGAUGGCGGCUUGACGAACCUUGAGUUAGCUGGAGAGCUACCCGUCAACAUCCUGAUGUCUGGCCCUGCUGGUGGUGUACGAGGCAUCACUAGUAUCAUUGCAAACUCGACCGAGCACAAGAACUUGAUCACUCUGGACAUGGGUGGUACCUCCACCGAUGUAGCCCUCAUCGCCAACUCGCAGCCUUCCCUACGAAGAGAGACCAUGGUCGGCGACCUCGCAGUCCGCUCCCCAUCAGUCGACGUUCGAACCAUUGGAGCAGGUGGCGGCAGUCUGGCAUUCUUCUCCAAACUUACAAACACACUCCGUGUCGGUCCUGAGUCCUCAGGCGCAGUACCUGGUCCAGCAUGUUAUGGUCGUGGUGGCACACAAGCUACAGUCACCGACGCCAACCUCGUGCUCGGAUACUUGCCAGAGACCCUACUUGGCGGCGAGUUCAAGCUCGAUGUUGCAGCAGCGAAAGCAGCUGUCGGAACACUGGCAGAGGAAAUGGGCAAGACACUAUACGAGACGGCGGAAGCGAUCAUCGAUCUUGCUAAUGAGGCCAUCUACGGAGCCCUUCGCCUGGUAUCUGUCGAGCGCGGCCAUAAUCCAGCUGACUUUGCUCUCGUCGCUUUCGGAGGUGCUGGACCCAUGUGUGCCAACGGCGUUGGCAAGCUGCUUGGAGCAUGGCCAGUCAUCGUACCUGCAGCACCAGGUAUUCUCUGUGCCCAGGGCGAUGCAACUACCAAGAUGAGCCACGAAUUGUCUGUGUCGUUCAUCCAACUUCUCACGAGCACGACGAUGGAUACCUUGCGGGGCGAGUUUCACGGCCUGAAGGACAGAUGCGAGACCAUCAUGAAAGAGGCACUCGAUACCACGACCCCUGAGCUCAGUACCACCUAUGCCGCAGCUCUUCGCUACAAAGGUCAGGCUCUCGAGCUUGGGAUCACCCUUUCCGAAGACAAGCUCGCCCAGGACAUGGAGUCGUUUGAGAAGACGGCUAAGAAGAAGUUCGACAAGAUCCACGAGCAGCAGUUCAGCUACACCCUGGAGAACUUCCCAAUCGAACUGACCCGUCUGACCGUCACCGUCGUCGACGCCUCGCCCGACAUCGAGAUCCCUACCAUUCCCAAAGCUGACGCCGAGACUCCGCCUGAGACUGCCAUCAUCGAGAAGAAAACAAUCGUCGUCCAGGGCAAAGAGCAUGAAGCAACGGUUUGGAGCCGCGGAGCCAUCAGCAAGGCUGGCUACAAAGUCCAAGGCCCAGCUGUGAUCGUCGAGAUGGACAGCAAUACUCUCAUAGCUCCAGGCUUCGAGGGCGUCGUCGAUCAGGUCGGCAAUAUCUGCAUUUCCCCUAUGCCAGGCAAUGAGCUGCCGUCGUUCAAAUCGAAGUUUGAGAGUACCGUGUCUGAUAAGACGCAGGAGCAGAAGGAAGAAGAAGCCCGGAAGAUCGUCGAGGACAUCCCAACGGUGCCGACUCUCAUCGCCAGCUCCCUCGCAUCAAUCCGUGCCGAGAUGGAUACCCUCAUGCUUCGAUGUUCCAUGUCGCCAGCUAUUCGCGAGCAACAGGACGAGUUCAACGUCAUUACCAACCCAGCCGGCCAAAUGCUAGUCGGACAAUUUGGAUCGUUCAUAGGCCAAUUCCUAAAGAUCUGGAACUACAAGCUCAGCAAGAACGAAGUCGAGCCGAUCCAGGAGGGGGAUGUUUUCAUCACGAAUGACGUCUACGAAGUCGAAGGCGCCGUCUCCCAUCUCAACGACGUCAUCGUUCUCCUCCCCAUCUUCUACAACCACAAACUAGUAGGCUGGGCCGCCAACUUCGGCCACAUGACCGACGUACAAGGCCAAGUCCCCGGCAGCAUGUCCAUCAACGCGCAAACCAUCUUCGGCGACGGCCUCCAAAUCCCCACCAUGAAACUCUUCGAAGCGGGCAAGAUGAACCGCUCCCUCGUCGAGCUCAUGUGUCGCAACUCGCGCCAGCCGGAAUGGCUGCGCUCCGAUCUCCUCGCUCUCAUCUCCGCCUGUCGAACCGCCGCCACGAGGGUCUGCGAGCUCUGUGCAAGGUUCGGCACGAAGGUGUAUGCGGCGAGUACGGAUGUUCUGCUGUCGCGGACGAGGACCGCGGUGGCGAAGAUCAUCGAGGAGCAUAUGACGGAUGAGCAGAGUUCGUUUGUGGAUUUCGUGGACGAUGAUGGGCAUGGCAAGGGGCCUUUUGCGUUGAAGUGCACACUUACGAAGCCGGAGAAUGAUCGUCUCAAGUUCGAUUGGAGUGGGACGAGUCCCCAGGCCGGGAGUAGUAUCAACUACUACCUGAGCGAGACGAUGUUCAAAAUGUUCAUCGGCUACUACCUCCUCACCGUACACGCGCCCUACACAAUCCCCAACGACGGCUUCCACGAUCUCAUCGACGUGCACAUCCCCGCCGGCUCCCUCCUAAAACCCGUCCGCCCCGCCGCCCUCUCCUGCCGCACGCACUUCCUCGGCCGCACCAUGGACAUAAUGCAAGCGCUCUUCGGCCAAAAAUCCUCCGCCUUCCUCACCGCCGCCGGCUUCUCCGACUCCCCGCACUUCUUCUACUCCGGCUUCAAGCCCGACGGCUCCUGGUACCAGCUCUACCAGAUCGCGUUCGGCGGGGUCCCCGCGCGCCCGAAGGGCGACGGCCCGGAUUGCCAUUGUCUCUUCCCCGCGAUCAAGAGCGUGCCGACCGAGUCGAUUGAGCUGAACUUCCCCGUGAGGUUGGAGGUCAACGAGGCUGUCGCGGAUAGUGGAGGCGCGGGUUUCCAUCGCGGCGGGAAUGCCCAGCGGACGCUGUAUCGCUUCCUCUCCGCGGGGGAGUUCUCGCUGCAUGACGAUCGAUGGCUCACGAAACCCUGGGGCGUAAGGGGCGGCAAGCCCGGCGCGAGGAGCACGAAAGCGCUCAUUCGCGUGAAAGAUGGGAGUAGGACGCUCCUGCCGAGCAAGUGCGACCAUGUCAAAGUCUCUCCAGGGGAUCUUUUGGAAUGGCAGACCUGGGGCGGCGGCGGGCUGGGCGACCCCCUGACGCGGCCGGCGGAGACCGUCGCGCUGGAAGUGCGUCGGCGACUCGUGACGAUUGCCGGCGCGAAGGAGAACUACGGGGUGAUUAUUCAGCCGGAAACUUUGGAGGUAGAUGUAGCUGCGACGGAGACGUUGCGGGCGGAUGUCGAGAGGGCGGAGGCCGGGAAGGGGGAUGUGCCGCUGUAUGAUCGUGGGGGUACGAUGGAUGAGUUGAUUGCGCGGUGUAAGGAGGAGACGGGGUUCGAGCCGCCGACGCCGCAGUGGGAGGAGGAGAUUUAUGGGCCGCAUUGUGCGUUGCCGUAUGUGAAGGAGUGGUAUGCAAAGGGGAGGGAGGUUGGGUAUAAGAUGUGGGGGGUGUAG